AUGGUUGUGAAGCGUAUUGAAGCUACUCCAGUCGAUGUAUCUCUAUUGGGAGAGAAGCUGCACUUCAAAACGUCUGGGCGGUAUGCCAAAAAUCGGUUUAUGAAGGUAAAAAUUUACUUUUACAGUGUUGUAGGACGUUUAUUUUUACUAAUAUCAAGUUGAAAUACCACUUUUUAUAAUCACUUUAAUAUUGUUUUUGAUUUUUGUUAUCAUAAACUUCAAAAAACGGUCAAAAAACACAAGAAUUUUGGUGUUUUUCACCAACUCCUACUAUAAUAUCAAAAAGUUUUUCAAAAAUCAAACCUUAUCAACCUUCAGGCAGCCCUCUCCGAAUCCCUGGCUACAUGGGAACGUGACGAUCCACAGAAGACUGGUCUAACAACUCCAAGACUUUUUAAUUUGUACGAAAAAUGGGGCCAUGGAGGGUUUGGAGUGGUGCUAACCGGCAAUAUUAUGAUCGAUCAUAGACAUUUGGAGACAGCCGGUAAUCAUGUUGUUAGUCAGGAAAGCUGGAGUGAGGAGAAGGCCAAAUUGUUUAAGUAAGGCUGUUUCUACAAUUUUUUUGUUUCUAUGACCAAAAGACUUUUUUAGCUUUAUUUUAGGUUGUUCAAAAAAUUCUGAGCCUUUUACAUCGCAAAUUUUCAGGGUUAGGGGCUCAGAAUUAUUUGAACAACAAAUUUCUGUAGUUUGAGAUUCAGAAUUAUUUGAACAACAAUUUUUUGGGGUUUGGGGCUCAGAAUUAAUUGAACAACAAAUUUCUAGGGUUUGGGGCUCAGAAUUAUUUAAACAACUCAUUUUUUGGGUUUGGGGCGCAGAAUUACUUGAAAAGCAAAUUUUUGGACUUUGGGGCUCAGAAAUAUUUGAACAACCAAUUUUUCUGGUUUGGAGAUCAGAAUUAAUUGAACAACAAACCUUUGAGAUUUGGGGCUCAGAAUUAUUUGAACAAACUAAUAAGUUUGUAAAAUUUUAAAGCAUACAGCCAAAAAUGCCAAAGUUGGCGGGAAAAGUAUAAUUUGAAUUUUUUAAAUUUAAAAAAUUAAAAAAAAUUAAUUCAGGCAACUAGCCACUAACAUAAAGCAAGACGGCACACUGGCUAUUCCUCAAAUCGGUCAUGCUGGCCGUCAAACACCCGCCUCUGUGAAUCCAACUCCACUAGCACCAUCUGACGUCCAGCUGAAUGUUGGCAAAGGUGGUAACACUUAUGGACCUCCAAUUGCUAUGACCUUGGAACAAAUUCAGACCGAAGUAAUCGACCGGUUUGUCUUUACUGCGGUAAAACUUCACGAAGCCGGCUUUGAUGGGGUUGAAAUUCAUGGAGCUCAUGGAUAUCUGUUGGCUCAAUUUAUAUCACCGACUACGAAUUUGAGAACCGACCGGUAUGGUGGAAGUGCCGAGAAGAGAGCUCAGAUUCUGGUGGAUGUCUACAAUGCGAUACGGUGAGGUUUUGGGUUGUAGUUGGUAUAGAAGGAGGGUUGUAGGAGGUAUUGAAGGGCUGUAGGAAAUAAUAAAAGGUUGUUAGAGAUAUGGUAAAAAGAAAAAAUUUUAAUUUGUGAUACAUUUUUUAUAAUUGUAUCACCUAAUCUUCAACAUUGUCAAGUUUUUGUUACCUAAACUGUAACAUUUUCUCAUUUUUAUUACCUAAACUUCAAAAUUUCAGUGAAAAACUGCCAGCAUCGACCGGUUUUGUGAUUGGAAUCAAAUUGAAUUCGGUCGAAUUUCAAAAUCAUGGUUUGGGAAUUGAAGAUGCUAUUACUACUGCCAAGAUUGUUGAUGUAAGCUUUACUCUUAUACUUGAGAGCCCUCGUAUUUUAAAAAAUGAAAAAAACACUUGUAUGCAUAAAAUGAUCUAUUUGUUUGUUUAAAUAAUUCUGCGCCCUCUAACCUCGAAAACUUGCUUUGAAAGAGGGCACAGAAUUAUUUGGACACCUUGAAACUUAAUAGUAAAUUCCGUAUUUUACAACAAUUUUCAAAAUAAUUUGAGAAUUACUUCCGUAUUUUACAAUCCUCUACGACUUAUCUUAUAACAAGCUCAUUUUCCAGGCAACCGGCUUUGAUUUCAUUGAAUUUUCCGGCGGAAACUACGAAAGUUGGCAAAUGGACGUAAGUGACUCCACCAAGAAGAGAGAAGGUUUCUUUGUCCAAUUCAGUCAAGCCAUCAAGCCUCACAUUAAACAAGCCGUAGUCUAUGUGACAGGCGGCUUCAGGACAGCUCCAGCCAUGAUUAAGGCUGUAAAAGAAGGCUCGACUGAUGGCAUUGGCCUAGGACGACCAAUAACGGCCGAACCAGAUCUACCAGCCAAAAUAUUAACUGGUCGUGCUCUGUCAGCCUCUUUUAAUCCCAUGGACACAAACUUUCAACUUGGCCAUUGUGUGGCCACAUCACAAAUGGCACAAGCUGGCGAGUUACCGUAUUCCGAAUGUGAUAACGACCCUGCUUAUGGUAUCAUGGACAAUAGUGAUCAGAGAGAGCUGGACGAGUUUUACAACGUGUUUGAUGGGUACUACAAGGAGAAGAUACGACGAUUGCUUGAGGAAAAUGAGCCUACUCGUGGUGUAUUGAUCUAUAAACCAAAGUUUUUGUAA
This is a messenger RNA of Bursaphelenchus okinawaensis, 2583 nucleotides long. The record is from the annotation of a GenBank genome assembly. Lineage: Eukaryota; Metazoa; Nematoda; Chromadorea; Rhabditida; Aphelenchoididae.